This is a messenger RNA of Carassius carassius (crucian carp), 723 nucleotides long. RefSeq lists its product as uncharacterized. The record is from RefSeq and is a predicted model, not a curated record. The transcript is spliced from 5 exons. Bases 7 to 723 code for a protein of 238 amino acids. NCBI's taxonomy places the organism in Eukaryota, Metazoa, Chordata, Actinopteri, Cypriniformes, Cyprinidae.
AAAAAUAUGGAGGAGGAAUUACACCGUGAUCUUGAGGAAAUAAUGGCUGAUUUGGAGGAGAUGCAGAGUGAGGAAGCGGUCAAAACACCACCUAAAAAACAAAAAAGAAAAAAGAUUGAUCAUAAACUUAGGUGGAAAAAAAGAGACCAAGAAGGAUUCUUGGUCUAUGAGAAGCGCAAACCAAAGAGAGACCGAUCUGGAAAACCAGUUGCCUCAACCAUUGUCUCUUCAAGUAACCCUCAAGAAGUUGAGCUCGAUACUGCAAGCACAUCUGAAGCCUCAACUUCCAAACAACAUUUUGGAGAUGUAGAUGCACAACAGAUUAUUGAUUUACAACUACAGCAACUCCAAAAUGCAAUGGAGUGUGAUGAACCCAGAUCAGCAGCAUCUCAUGAUUGGGCAUUGAGGCAAACCUUGUCUGAAGAACGCUGGGAGGAAGCAAGGCCAAAACUCCUUGAUAGUUUGCUUGCUUCAGACUGUGUGCAUUAUGGUCCUUGUGAUCACUGCAGCUUGAAACAAGCAGUCAUCAGAUGCAAGGACUGUUUCCCGAAACCCCGUUACUGUGGCCAGUGUGACAUUUCUAUGCAUCAACAUCUUGUUUUUCACAACCGAGAGACUCUUAUAGAUGGAUUCUAUAAACCUCUCCCACCAUCAACUGCUGUGCAAGACCUAAGUGGCCAAAAUGUCAUAUAUGAACAAGGUAAGAAGUACUUGAAAGCUUAA